Molecule: messenger RNA, 474 nt
Organism: Chlorella variabilis
Lineage: Eukaryota; Viridiplantae; Chlorophyta; Trebouxiophyceae; Chlorellales; Chlorellaceae
Exons: 6
Coding region: 1-474 (157 amino acids)
Biological process (GO): glutathione catabolic process
Cellular component (GO): plasma membrane
Molecular function (GO): glutathione gamma-glutamate hydrolase
Source: RefSeq, a predicted model, not a curated record
AUGGACGACUUCUCCACCCCCGGCCAGCCCAACGUCUACGGCAUCUCGCCCAGCCCAGCCAACUUCAUACGCCCCGGCAAGCGGCCGUUCAGCUCCAUGAGCCCGCUGAUUGCGGAGCGCGGCGGCCAGCUGGUGCUGGCCAUCGGCGCCAGCGGCGGCCCGCGCAUCAUCUCCGCCGUACUGCAGGCCGCCGUCAGGCUGCUGGCGUACGGCGAGGGCCUGUUUGCGGCGGUGGCCAACCCGCGGCUGCACCACCAGCUGGCGCCCGACUCGCUGUAUGUGGAGGACUGGAACGCCACAGGCGUGGCCUUCCACUACGACUCCGGCAUGGCGCAGCUGCUCAAGGCGCGGGGGCACCGCAUCGCGGCCACCAAGUGGGGCGCCAUCACGCAGGCGGUGUACCGCGAUGCAGACAGCGACACGCUGCACGCCGUCAGCGACCCUCGCAAGGACGGCGCGCCGGCAGCUGCGUAG